CAGCACAAUAAAGGAGCUGCGUCACAGAUACAUAAGCGGGGAUCUGGUCAGACUAGUGCAGUUCGUUGUGUUAUGUUGUCGUUGGAAGUAAACAAACCCUCAGCAGGAGUGACGAAACUUGCUGAACAUCGGAACAGCCUUUGGUAAGUUCCAGAAGUGAGAGAAACGCAGACCGCCGUGGAUUGGACAGCGCAGGUGUUCAGGCACAGAUUACCAUGGAGGCAGUCACGCUCCUGCUAGGAGCAGCCCUGUUCAUCAUAGCUGUUCUUUUCCUUCUGCCUGCUGACAAGAGGAAGGCAAAGAUUGCCAGGCUGGUUAACAAGCUGCAUGGACCAACACAGUAUCCCAUAUUCGGCACAGCAUUGCCGUUUUUGUUUAUUAAGAGAAAUGAGACAUUCAAGUAUAUCACAGAAAACCAUAACACCUUCAGGCCAAUCUUCCGCUCUUGGAAUGGAAGUGUGCCAAAUAUACACCUUCUACGGCCAGAAGACGUCGAGGUGAUUCUGAAGAGCAGUGACCACCUGGAGAAAGGUCAUUUUUACAGGUUACUCCAUCCCUGGCUUGGAACUGGUCUGCUCACUUCCACAGGUCAGAAAUGGCAUACACACAGGAAGAUGAUAACACCAACAUUCCACUUCAGUAUCCUGGACAGCUUUGUGGAAGUGUUCUCAGACAAGAGUGAGAUCCUGGUCAGCAAGUUGCAGAAGGAAGUUGGAUCCCAGGGCUUCAACAUAUAUCCGUACAUCACCAAGUGUGCCCUGGACAUUAUCUGUGAGACUGCAAUGGGUACAUCAACACAUGCUCAAGAUGAGAGAGGUUCGGACUAUGUCAAGGCUGUCUAUGACUUGAGUGAGAUCAUAGUGAACCGCAUAUUUCGGCCGUGGCUGCAUUAUGACUUCAUCUUCAGGCUGUCGGCUUUAGGAAAAAGAAGUGACCAGUGUCUUGGUGUGCUUCAUGGAUUUACCAACAAGGUGAUCCAAGAGCGCAAGGCAUUACUUAGCAACGUGUCCAGCAAACCGUCCUUCCCACAAACUGAAGAGGAUAUUUCCAUAAGUGGCAGGAAGAGGAGGAAGGCCUUCUUGGAUCUGUUGCUGGAGGCCUCAAAUGAUGGCAUCAGGUUGACAGAUGAGGAACUGAGAGAGGAAGUGGACACAUUCAUGUUUGAGGGCCAUGACACAACAAGUGCUGGAAUGUGCUGGGCCUUGUUCCUUCUUGGACUGCAUCCCGAUGUUCAAGAUAAGGCAUACCAGGAGCAGGAGAGCAUCUUCCAGGGGUCAGACCGUACAGUCACCAUGAAGGACCUCAGUGAAAUGAAGUACCUUGAGAGGGUCAUCAAGGAGUCCCUGAGAUUGUAUCCCAGUGUUCCAUCUGUCGCUAGGAAACUCAACAAGGAUGUGAAGAUAGCGGGUUACGAUAUCCCAUCUGGAUGUACAAUCCUCACACAAAUCUACUUCCUUCAUCGGAAUCCGGAUCAGUUCCCCAACCCCGAGAAGUUCGACCCUGACAACUUCCUGCCAGAGAGGGUAGCAAAGAGACACCCCUAUGCCUACAUCCCCUUCAGCGCUGGUCCCAGGAACUGCAUAGGUCAGAAGUUUGCCCUGCUAGAGGAGAAGACUGUCUUGUCCUACAUACUGCGUCACUACAGACUGCAUUCCCUUGACAACAGGGAUAGUGUGAACCUAUUGGCUGAGCUGGUGCUCAAACCAGAGAAUGGAAUCAGACUUACCAUCAAAGCCAGAUAAGCAAUGGUUACCAGGCAACAUGUUUAGUAAUAAUUUUCCAGCUUUCUUUGUGAACUUAAGUAACAACAAUGAAUAAUACACAAUUAAAAGUUGGAAAUUUCACACUAGGUCAAACAGACUCAAGUAACUAUGAGGUUAGUGAUGAACUAAUAAAGGGAUCAAUUCAGGAAGAGAUUCCAAUCCUCCACUCUAAUUCAUGUUACCUAACCCACUUUUUAUACAUUAAAUUUAGAAGGGAGAAUAUUUGCAGACCAAACUGAAGCACUGCGUUUCUGUUAUGCAUGAAUAUUGCAAUGAAAAGAACACAAGAAUAUUUGUUAUCAUACUUGAAAGCGCCCCCAGGUCAUCACUGGACCAUGGACUUGCUUGAUGGUGAAGAAAGAAAUGUCGUCAAAAUGUCAGACUAACCAGAAAAUUUGUAUGGGGUUGGUGGUUUCAUUUGUGCAUUGUAAAAUUAAUAAUUAUGCUGCUGUUGAUUCUAAUUAGUAUAACAGCAUAAAUCCUGUUGACAUUUCGAUGGAAAGUUGUUGUAGUUAUCAGCAUCUCCAUGGAAGGAUAAGGUCAGGUCUAUGAGAAAACAAUUUAUCUGCAUGGUAAAUAUUUUAUGUUUAUAAAGAUAAACUUUGUUAAAUAUAUCUAGCAUCACCCACUUGACAAGUUCUGGAAAGACAGUUACAUUUGUACUAAGAUACUGUCUUGAUGGGAUACUCAUCAUCAUUUAUUCCAUUCUGUAGAUCCUAACUCAGUUACAGAAACCAUGGAUAUGGAAAUCAUCAAAAAAAGUCAAAAUAUUUGCAUACAUAAUACAGAAAGUCACAAAUACAUAUAAUUGUAAUUAAAGUAUGUGGUUAUUAUAAGUAAUAUUAGGUAUAGUAAUUAUAUUAGUUAAAAUUAUAAUCAUAAUAUUUGUCUAAGGAAUAAAAUGAAUUAGAAAGAAGAAAUCUUUUAGGGCCAGUUUAAAUAGUCUCACUUCAUUGCUUGAUGUUGGUAGGUGUAAAUUCAUACUAUAUCUAGUAUUAAUACUGUGAAUCUCUUGAUGAGAUUUAUAUUGGUCUUUAUUUUUACAACAAAUAAUGAUAAAGAAAAUAUAUAUUGUGAAUGUAGAGGUAAGAUCUUUAUGUCUAUAAAUAGUUCCCUACAAGAAUCUCUAGUUUUUGCAUUCAUUAAUUCAGAUUAUAUGUUUUUGGAUUUUGAAAAUAUUAAUACCAUGGGGAGAAUUACCCCAGAAAAUUAUACCAUAUGUCAUAAAUGAAUGUAUGUAGGAGAAAUAAAUCACCCUUAGAGUUUUCUCUCACAUAA
Molecule: messenger RNA, 3041 nt
Organism: Cryptotermes secundus
Lineage: Eukaryota; Metazoa; Arthropoda; Insecta; Blattodea; Kalotermitidae
Product: cytochrome P450 4C1
Exons: 13
Coding region: 216-1742 (508 amino acids)
Molecular function (GO): monooxygenase activity; heme binding; oxidoreductase activity, acting on paired donors, with incorporation or reduction of molecular oxygen
Source: RefSeq, a predicted model, not a curated record